GAGAGAGAGAGAGAGAGAGAGAUGGAGAACAGAGUAUAACGGUCUUCCAAUCCAUUCAGGAAAGGAACCAAAGGGUUGCCUGAUAGAAAAGGAGAGAAAAGAAAGCCGGAGAGAUUCUUUGACUUUCCGGGUGGCAAGUGCUCGAAAAUAACACAGGGAAGAUUGGUCAAGCCAGCCAAAGACGGAGAGAGGUUGGGGAAAGGGGAGGUGGGAAUCCAAAGGAGCAAGCAAGGAACCCACCGAAAACAACCCCCAACCCCCUUAGGAAUAAAGCAUCUCCCCAACCAGUCCUUCCAAGCCGCUGUCUUUGCGGACAGCCAGGAGGAGAAGACGGCGGCGGCGGCGGCGAAGGCAGCGUUGGCGGCGGCGGCCGGGGCAGUGGCUUGUUUGUAGCUGGGUUACAGUUUGGUUUGGAGGAGCAGAAGGAGGAGGAGGAGGAGGAGAAGGAGGAGGCGGCUGCAGCUACAAGAAGUAACCCGGGCCGGGUUGGUGCACGCUGCCCGGGGUGCAUGCAACAGCUUGCGGCACCCGGAGCGAAGAUCGUCGCCGCCUUUGCUGCCCGUUACGGACUAGGAUAGAGCGGGGUGGGAAGCGGAGCGCACCCCGCCUCCCCUCAGUGUUCUGGGCUCUCCCCCAACACACACACACACACACACACACACACACACACACACACACACACGUGUGCGAUUCUCGGCUACUCCUCCAGCUUCGGUGUGUAUCUUCUCUCCCAGAGACAUCGGCGCCCGCAGUGGAAGUGGGGAGAGCUGCCGCUUGUUCCUCACCCCCUUUUUAUUUUAUUUUUUUAUUUUUCAUCCCUCUUUCACCUUCUCAACACCCCCAGCAUCCCGGCGCACCCUUCUCGAUCGGGUUGUUAGUUGCCAACUCUGGGGCCUCUCCAUCUCUCCUCACUUUGGCAGCAGGACACGAGUUCAGAUUCGCCCCUCCGGGCUGGACACUGAUACACUGAACCCUGAGUCCUUCAGCUCAAUGAUUUCUGCCUAAGAGGUUUUUCCCUUCUUUUUUCCCAACCCGUUGCCCUUGCCCCACCAAAAGAAAAGAAAAAAAGAAAAAAGAAAAAAAAAAGAAAAGAAAAAGGAAAAAAAAAAGAAAAAUUCAGAAUCCCCCCUAACUCACUCAACUACCCAGCCCCUAUUUAUGUUGCCACCCUUCUGAAGACUCACAUUUUCUUUUUUUAAGACAAUUUGAGAAAGGUCAUUUGGUCAAUAUCUUUGGUUUGCCAAGUUACGUGCUUGAUCUGAUUUUUUCCCUUAAAUCUUCAUCUAUUUUCCAUUUUAAAGACCCCCUUACUUUUAUAACUCCCCCUUCCGAUUCUUAAAAAAAAAAAAAAAAGAUGCACUAUUAUCUCCUAAGCGUUUUCCUGACCCUGGAUCUGGUCACCGUGGCGCUGAGCCUCUCUACCUGCAGCACACUCGACAUGGAUCAGUUCAUGCGCAAGAGGAUCGAGGCGAUUCGGGGCCAGAUCCUCAGCAAGCUGAAGCUCACCAGCCCCCCUGAAGAGUACCCCGAACCCGAGGAGGUCCCCCCGGAGGUGAUUUCCAUUUACAACAGUACCAGGGACUUGCUCCAGGAGAAAGCCAACCGGAGGGCAGCAGCUUGCGAGAGGGAGAGAAGCGACGAGGAGUACUAUGCCAAAGAGGUUUACAAAAUAGACAUGCCCUACUAUUCGGAAAAUGCCAUCCCGCCCACUUUGUACAGGCCCUACUUUAGAAUUGUCAGAUUUGAUGUCUCAGCAAUGGAGAAGAAUGCUUCCAACUUGGUGAAGGCAGAGUUCAGGGUCUUUCGGCUGCAGAAUCCUAAGGCCCGGGUGUCUGAGCAACGGAUUGAGCUCUAUCAGAUUCUCAAAUCCAAAGACUUAACAUCCCCAACCCAGCGCUACAUUGAUAGCAAGGUUGUUAAGACAAGAGCAGAAGGGGAAUGGCUCUCGUUUGAUGUCACCGAAGCUGUGCAUGAAUGGCUACACCAUAAAGACAGGAACCUGGGAUUUAAGAUAAGUUUACACUGUCCAUGCUGCACUUUUGUACCAUCCAAUAAUUACAUCAUCCCGAAUAAAAGUGAAGAAUUAGAAGCAAGAUUUGCAGGUAUUGAUGGCUCCUUCAGUGAUCUGAAAACUAUAAAGUCCACUAGGAAAAAAAACAGUGGGAAGACCCCACAUCUCCUGCUAAUGUUGUUACCCUCCUACAGACUUGAGUCACAACAGUCCAGCCGGCGGAAGAAGCGUGCUCUAGAUGCCGCCUAUUGUUUUAGGAACGUACAGGAUAACUGUUGUCUGCGCCCACUUUAUAUUGAUUUCAAGAGAGACCUUGGAUGGAAAUGGAUUCAUGAACCCAAAGGGUACAAUGCUAAUUUCUGUGCUGGUGCCUGCCCAUAUCUAUGGAGUUCAGAUACUCAGCACAGUAGAGUUCUCAGCUUAUAUAAUACCAUAAACCCAGAAGCAUCGGCAUCUCCUUGCUGUGUAUCACAGGAUUUGGAACCUCUCACCAUCCUCUACUACGUUGGCAAAACACCCAAGAUUGAACAGCUUUCCAAUAUGAUUGUCAAAUCUUGCAAAUGCAGCUAAAAAUCAUGGAAGCAGAUAAUGAUGAUAAUGAUGAUCACAAUGAUUAUGAUGAUGAUUGCAAUGAUAACGACAUGCAAACCAAGAAAAACAAAAGAGAGAGCCUCAGUUCAUCAGUGUUAAAAAAAAAAAAAGAAAAGAAAAAAGAAAAGAAAAAGCGGUACUAGUAUGAAUACUUUGGAAGUUUGAUUCUUUGUUUUUUUAAAACUGGCAUUCGAAGCAAAAAAAAAAAAAGUUGAAGGCCUUAUCCUACAUUUCAUCUUCUUUGAUAGUGAGAUAGACAAGAAGCAAAACCUUUUUUUUUUUUUUUAAGAAAAAAUAAACACUGGAAAAAUUUGUUUAGUGUUAAUUAUGUGAAAGGAAAAAAACAGGAAAAUCCCAUUAAGUGGAGUUGUUGUAUGUACCUGUCCUGUCCCAUGCCUCACUUGAUUUCUCUGUAUUGCUAUGCAAUAGCCCUUUUCCCAUUUCUUUUAGCUGUAGAGUUAACAGUGCAUUAUUUAUUUGUGUGUAACUAUACAAUGAACAUUUCAUGGCCCUCAGAAAGCAAAAACUGUUGGAUGAAGAGGAGACCUGAUCAAUGGCCAGAAACCUGAGGAUGGAAGGCUUAGGGAACCUGAACUCUUGACAAGCCAGAGGGGAAAAAUUUUUUAAAAGGCCCAUAGUGGAGUGAAGACUGAAGUCAGUGAUUACAUGACUAAAAAAGUCUGACGUGAGACAAAAAAAGAAAAGAAACAAAACCCAAACACGUAUUUCAUAUGCCAGAUGCCUAAGAAAGCUUCUUGUAAGGUUUAAGGUAUUGAAAAAAGCUUAUUAAUAAAAGAAAUCUUUAGCCUGAAAGAUAAGUCUAUAAGAUUUUUUUUUACUAUAAGUGGUUCAAAUGUCAGUUUAGUAAAACCAAUGAAAUGUGGAAAUGUUUUGACAUGUACUGGUCUAGUUGUCAGAUCUUACUUAAUGUGUUGCUGUAUAGCUAUGCUAUGGGAUUUUUUCCUUCUUUUUGGUAUCUAUAACCAUACCUAUAGUAUUACAAUAGGUGGGUAGUAAAGCCAGCUUAAUUGGAAACAUAUCUGUAGAUCUCUAUUGUAAACUAUUAAAAAACCAUUAAGUACUUUACGUGUAUUGUGUAAAUUUUCACCAUAUUUUUGUAUUUUGUAAUGCUGUCAACUAUGAUAAGUUUGAAUUUAAAUUUGGGGCUCUUUUUUUGGAUCACCCAGAAUAAUGUGUUUCCCUCUAGCUGGCCAGUAUGAGUAGAGUCCCUAUAUUUUUACUUGCACUACAAAUACAUGUUUAUAUGAUAUUUGCUAUACAUGUGCUUUGUAUAUUGUUCAGCAUUAUGACAUAAGCUACCUGACUCCACUUGUCAAGAAUUAGAUUCAAGUUCAUUGGUUUUUCCUUUUUUUUUUUUUUUAAAUCCAUGUAUAUUAAGACAACAUGGCCUAGUGGAUAGACUUCUGCCCCUGGAAUCAGGGUUCAAAUUCAGCCUCUAUACAUUUUAGCAAGAUGGCACUAGGUGAGUCCUUGAGCCACCAUAUGCCUGAGGUAAUUUCCUUGAACUCAUAGAUAGGUUAUUGUCUGCACUGGUGAAGAGAGUUCCUAUAAGAGCAGUUCCCCAUGUUGACUAAAAUCACAGAACUUUAUGUCUCCAUGGUUACAGCUGCAAAUUACUAAGUAGUUCAGAAUCUUAAAAGCUUAACCCACAGUCUUUUAGGAGAUUUAAGAGAUUUACAAAGAGCUUUAAACAAAUAGAUAUGGUCAGGGUGAAAUGUUUUCCUUAAAGGGCUUAAAGAUCUGAUUGAAAUUGAUGGCUGAGUAAAUGGGUAUCUCUAACUUGAUUACAUCAAUAUUUUCACAUAUUCCACUUAAUGUAUUGUUUGCAUAAUGAGUAGACAGCUCCUAGGAAAUAUCAUGGACUUUAAUUGGAUUUUGAGUUUUCAGGGGAAAAUAAAUUUGAAAUAUACUUUUCCUUUCUUUCUUUUUAAUUUUUUUAAAAGAAAAAUAAAAACUAGAUCAGCAUAGAAAUAACUAGUUUGGUUUAUUUUUUAUCAAAGUGAAUGGUUGUUCCAGAUGUUCUUUGUAUAUUCCAAGAGAAGGUAAAUUCUUCUUUAUCUACAAAUGAAGCGCGCUGGAAUGAGAGUCAUCUCUUUCCUAGGUUUGGAUUGCAUUGGCUCACAUUAACAUAGGUGGCUAGACCCCUUAGACAAAAUACCUGUAUCUGCAUCUCUAAAUGUCCCAAGCAAGCAUUGUUCCAUGGCAGUGGAUUGAUAAAGAAACACUGAAAUAAAACAUUGGAGACAUUAUGAAAGUGGCAAAUAUCAAAAAGAAAGUCUUUUAAUUUUGUUUCCUCUUAUCACUUUCCUUGUCUUUAGGUUUAAAAUGAAGACAUUGCUUGAAAAGUUUGAAAUGUAGUAAUGCAUAGAAAUAGGAUGCCAUGAUGAUAAACCUGUGCUUGAUGUGUGCUUAAUGCAGCCCAAUGUCAGAUUUGAGUAAUUUUUUUUUUCCAUUUUCCUUUUAAUUCUUUGUAAUGAGCUUUUAUUUCUGUAGGUAUUUUCUCCCAAAUAGAUGAAGUUUUGUUUUGUUUUGUUUUGUUUCUUCAUGGAUGCACUGAUAAUAUUUUAAAUGCUCUAUUUUAAUUCUCCAGAAUCUUUUCAUUUGGGGCUUCUGUUAGGCAUUUAUUCCCCUUUAGCAAAUAUGAACAUAGAAUGGUGGGAGGGGAACAGGGAAAAUGUUAACACCAUGGGUGGGUUAGGGCAGCAUUUUCUGGGUGUUAAGCAGCAAUACAAUUGUAUGGUUGGCAUGUUUUUUUUUUUAAUGAAACAUAAGAACAGCUGUUUUGUAUUUUGGUGACUGAUUACUCUGUAUAUUAUCACAUUGUAUGACUGUUUUGUGGUGCUCUAGUGGUAAAUAAAUUAUUUCAAUUGUA
This is a messenger RNA of Antechinus flavipes (yellow-footed antechinus), 5495 nucleotides long. RefSeq names its product transforming growth factor beta 2 (gene TGFB2). Gene Ontology annotation, cellular component: extracellular region. Gene Ontology annotation, biological process: BMP signaling pathway; regulation of cell population proliferation; transforming growth factor beta receptor signaling pathway. NCBI's taxonomy places the organism in Eukaryota, Metazoa, Chordata, Mammalia, Dasyuromorphia, Dasyuridae. Bases 1355 to 2581 code for a protein of 408 amino acids. The record is from RefSeq and is a predicted model, not a curated record. Gene Ontology annotation, molecular function: type II transforming growth factor beta receptor binding; type III transforming growth factor beta receptor binding; cytokine activity. The transcript is spliced from 7 exons.